Messenger RNA from Portunus trituberculatus (swimming crab), 1737 nucleotides. RefSeq names its product luciferin sulfotransferase-like. Gene Ontology annotation, molecular function: sulfotransferase activity. The record is from RefSeq and is a predicted model, not a curated record. Gene Ontology annotation, cellular component: cytoplasm. Bases 454 to 1428 code for a protein of 324 amino acids. The transcript has 7 exons. Lineage: Eukaryota; Metazoa; Arthropoda; Malacostraca; Decapoda; Portunidae. Gene Ontology annotation, biological process: sulfation.
AAUAAGACAAAGAUGUGUAAGUUUUGUUGUGGAGCUAAUCAAACAGCUUGAGCAACGUCUGCCUGACAAUGUUCAAGUCUUGCAGUCAAUGUCCUUACUGAGUGCAGGUGAAUGCUUGCAACCCCAUAAAGCCUGGAAUAAUAGAUCUAGCAAAGAUGUUCACUGAGAGUGAUGAAAUUUUGACACGAAUUGACUUUCAGUGGAGAAAUCUACAUAAAAUACUGUGGAAGAAAAAUACUGACACAUCAGAACUCUGGGCUGAAAUAUCUUCGCACACAGAUGCAACUGGAGAAAACCCCUUCAGUGAUCUUGCAGAAUUGGCUUUGACUGUCCUAACACUACCUCACUCGAAUGCAGAUGUGGAACGCAUCUUCAGUCACAUGAAUAUCGUGAAGUCAAAGCUACGAAAUCGGCUGAGUAUCAAAAGCUUAAAUGCGUUGCUGACUAUUAGAUAUGGACUACGAAGAAAUGGAAGCUGCUGCUAUGAUUACAAACUGCCUAAGGAAGUACUUCAAAGUAUUGGAACACUUAAAGCAUACGAGUCAUCACAAUCUCCAGCAGGAUGCUCACACACACAACCACAGCAGAGUGCCGCCACAGACGAAGAGAUUGGAGACUGGGAGCUGGCAGAUUUGGAGUAAAAGGACUACAUGGAUGCAGGAGGUGACGUGGUGCGUGGUGAGGGGCAUCGACCACCCACAGACCUCCCUCCCCCUCAUGAAGAGAUUCCCGUUCUUUGAGUGGGAUUGCAUGAUAGCCCCUGAAUUUACGGAUGAAAGACUUUGCCCUGAUGACCCUUGCUUACCAGGAAACACAUGGAAAAUUUUGGCCAACAUAUCCUCCCCACGAACCAUCAAGAGCCACCUGCAAGAACCUCUGCUGCCCAAGCAAAUGUGGGAGGUCAAGCCAAAGAUAGUCUAUGUGUGCCGUGACCCCAGAGAUGUGUGUAUCUCUUACUACUUCCACUCCAUGAAGCUAGACGGCUACAAAAAGGAACUCCCAGACUUUGUGGAGCUCUUUUUAGCUGACAUGUUGCCCUUUGCACCCUUCUGGUCUCAUACCCUGGACUUCUGGAAGAGAAGGGAUCAAGAAAACAUACUGUUUGUGAGAUUUGAAGACAUGAAGGAAGACUUGCCACGAGUGGUGCGGAAGGUGGCAGAUUUCCUGGGCAAGGAGCCAAGUACAGAGGAAGUGAUGAGGAUUGCUGAUCAUUGCUCAUUUGGAAGUAUGAGCAAGAAUAAAGCAGUGAACAAUGAGGCUAUUUAUGCUGCACAGAACGAAAAGUGUAAAGAACUGAAGUUCAUGAGGAAAGGAAAGGUGGGUGACUGGAAGAACCACCUGACAGACUCCCAAAUCAAGGCCUUCAAGGAAUGGACAUUCAAGCACCUGGAGGGAUCAGACUUCCCUUACUACCGGGACUAUGAGUGAAGUGGAGUUGCUGCCACAUGUGAUGAAGCUGAAAGUUAUCACUAAUUAAGAAAUUUGAAAGUGUUGCACAGUCAAUAGAUAAAAGAGCAAAUAAAGUGGUAGUAUAACAUGGCCGAAUAAGUAUUAUCUGAACGCUAAUGCAGACUUCUCUUCAGCAACACCCAUCAAGGAAGAUAAUUUACUUACAGUCCGUUUAUCCAAAGAAUCCAGGCUGAAACUGCUAGUUCCGUUGGCAGCCCUGCCCACCCCCGCCACCACUUAACCUUCCCGACACUUAAAUUUUCUUCAAGUACAUUUAUUUUUCUUCAA